This is a messenger RNA of Aspergillus japonicus CBS 114.51, 2056 nucleotides long. RefSeq names its product WD40 repeat domain-containing protein. The transcript has 4 exons. The coding region runs from base 232 to 1953 and encodes 573 amino acids. Lineage: Eukaryota; Fungi; Ascomycota; Eurotiomycetes; Eurotiales; Aspergillaceae. The record is from RefSeq and is a predicted model, not a curated record. Gene Ontology annotation, molecular function: protein binding.
GGAUAGAAAUCUUGAGUUUUCAAGGACUUAUAUACGAAGUCGUUAUGAUACUGGACCUUUUGCAGUCCUUUAUGGAGCCAAGACCCUGCGAUAAACGCAUUCCUUCACGACGCCAGACGCUUCAUCCUUAGCAACAGCGAGCUCGCGGAUCUUGCGCCCCUACAGAUCUACUCUUCAGGGCUCAUAUUUAUCCCCAAAAGUUCAAUCAUUCGCAAUCGAUUCUCUGCAGACAUGUCUAGCUGGAUACGCGGGACACCGAUGUUCGAAGAGUACUGGGGGCCUGGUAUACAGACCCUUCGGUCAACUGAAGCAAUCUUGAACUCGGAGCGAAGAUUGAGAGAAGAGGUUCGGUCAAUCGUGUUCUCGCCGGAUGGCAGGCUGCUGGUAUCAACACAUCAGGAGGGGAUAGUUGAAUUCUGGAACGCCACCACGGGCCAGCACCAACAAACUGUUCAGACUCAUUCGACUUGCAUCAGAUGCACGGAUCUUUCGGAGAAGGGCGCGGUGCUAGCCAUCGGCUCUCAAGAUGGUAGUAUUGAACUCUGGAACACCGAUACAGUGGCUUUUGAAGACGGUCGUCUCGGGGUCUGCGAUCUGACCACAGGCACUCAACAAUACAUUACCCGUGGUGACCGCACACCACACUCGCUUGCUUUCGCAGCAGGAGGGGGACUAUUAAUCUCUGUUGAUAGUUAUAGUGUCGGCCGCUAUACCGUCGAGGUCUUUGAUGCGGCUUCAAUGGAACUACUGGACCUGUUUGAGUCCAAGCGUGCUCAAAUAUCUUGGCCGCAAUUGUCAUCUGAUGGUCGCUUCCUAGCGUUCCUUGCCGAAGGGUAUAUUGAUAUCCGGAGUGUCAAAGCAAAAGUCCUAUGUGGCAGGCUAGCAACUCGUGGAGACACCGGGCAAAUAGUGUUCUCUCGAGAUUGCAGCAUGCUCGCAUUCAACACAAGCGCAAGCAAGAUCUCGCUCUGGAACCUUAACAAUGGCAGUACUUACGAGAUUGAUCAUGGUCAUCCUGACCGGCCAGAGGCUCUUGCCUUCUCACCAAAUAGCAGAUUGCUUGUAUCGGGCUAUCGCAACAUCUUGAAGCUCUGGGAUCUUUCGAUCGACCAGAUACAGCAUGCAUCUCGGCCCAGGUAUCACGUUGCGCGUUGGAUCGUGCCGUCACCCAAUGGUGAACUACUUGCAUCCGGCUCCGAGGAAGGCCGCGUCAGGCUCUGGAAUCCAAGAACCGGUGAAUGCACUGCUAUCCUAGGUAGGCAUAAACAUAUGUGCACCCUCUACUUUUCACCGUGUGGAAAUCGAAUUGCCACAGGAGGCAAAGACUCGCUUGUGAAACUGUGGAACAUACACACCCGAAAUCUCGAGGCGAGCUGGGACCAAAAUUCGGAGGUGGUUUCUAUUCGCUUUUCACCCCGCGGAGAUAUUCUGGCUUCAAACUGCUCUGGGGGGCUCAUCGACCUCUGGGAGCUCGGUCAUGACGAACCGAAGCCCUUGCCUCAGAUCCAGUCCCAGGCUGGAAACGACAUCGCCUUCGUGGCCAAUGGAAGGCUACUCGUCCGUUCCGAGGAGAACUCAAUCGGACUAUACAAUCCUCGCACAAGCCAGUCGAUUCGCCUCAUUGAGAUUCCCGAAUGGCGUUCACUCCUCAUCAGAUCCAUGAUGCUCUCACCCGACGGUCGAAGAGUCGCAUUCGAGCUGGAUGACAACACCAUCCGCGUUUGGGACGCAAAGGACGCACAAUUCGAGCGGACUUUCACCGGGACACAUGCCGCCUGGGCAAGUCGCAUUGCCUUGAUUCAUGUGUAUGAAAGGGAAUGGCUCUGUGUCAAUGGGGAAAAGAUUCUCUGGCUACCGCCGCAACAACGCGCGGCCGCUUUGGCGUACAAGAAGGGAACCCUGGUGAUCGUCCAUGAGUCCGGAAGAUUUAGUAUGAUCUUGUGUCUUAUCUAGCCCUAGCUGAGAGACCCUAUCGUAACUGGUGAAGAAUCGAGAGGACUGGUUUGAUACUUGCCUGCAGCCAGACCGCAAACUCAUACAUGCUAUACAAAUUCAA